GAGGACCUGGAGAACGGCGAGGACGUGGCCACCUGCCCCAGCUGCUCCCUGAUCCUGCGCGUCAUUUACGACCAGGAACAGUUCAUGCGUGAUGAAGUCAUUGCAGAACCUUUGACAAACAAGGAAUUGAUUAAGUGCUGA
This is a messenger RNA of Pterocles gutturalis (yellow-throated sandgrouse), 141 nucleotides long. RefSeq names its product diphthamide biosynthesis 3 (gene DPH3). The annotation marks the transcript as partial. The transcript has 2 exons. NCBI's taxonomy places the organism in Eukaryota, Metazoa, Chordata, Aves, Pterocliformes, Pteroclidae. The record is from RefSeq and is a predicted model, not a curated record.